GUGAUGCGAAACCUCGUGCAUUUCAACACUUCCUGUUUUGAUGCUUGUAUAGCAAUGAAGACUUUGGCGUAUUUCGCUGUCAUUUUAAUCGCAUUGUCAGUAGGGAAUGGAUUACAAUUUGCGUCGUAUUAUGGAGAGCAUAUGGUCCUGCAAAGAGCUCCAGAGAAAGCCGUGGUUUGGGGAUAUGGCACAACCGGGGCUUUGGUUGAGAUUUAUUUAGCAGGACCACAAAGUAAACAAGUGAAAUCUGUUCCUGUCUUCAAUGGCAUUUGGAAGGUGAUUCUUGAUCCGGUUCAGGCUGGCGGUCCAUAUAAUCUGACCGCUGUUCAGAGAGGAAGCGAGAUUGUACUCACAGACGUUCUGUUUGGAGAUGUUUGGUUAUGCGGUGGCCAGAGCAACAUGGCUUUCACAGUCAGCCAGGUUUAUAAUGCCUCAGAAGAGCUUGCCAUGGCCACUAAUUUCCCUAAUGUGAGGGUCUUCCAGGCUGCACUGGAGAUGAGCAGUGUUGAGUUGACUGACCUUGCAGGUGUGGAGGUUCCAUGGUCCCGUCCUACACCAGAGAUAAUUGGAGGAAAGGAUUUCACCCACUUCUCAGCCGUGUGUUGGUUGUUCGGCCGCUACCUUUACAAGAGCCUGAACUAUCCGAUCGGGUUGGUGGAGUCGUGUUGGGGCGGGACGCCUGUAGAAGCUUGGUCCUCUGUCAGAGCACUUCACAGCUGUGGCCUGAAGGAAUCUACCAAGAAUUCAAGUUUAUCAUCAUACACUAAUGAUCUGAGAGUGUGGAAGAGUACAGUGUUAUGGAAUUCCAUGAUCCACCCUCUGCUCAACAUGACAAUCAAAGGAGCCAUAUGGUACCAAGGUGAAGCCAACGCCCAGUACAACCAGGACAAGUACUCAUGCACUUUCCCAGCAAUGAUUGAUGACUGGAGGAUGGCAUUCCAUACAGGCUCAUGGGGCCAGACGGCACAAGAUUUUCCGUUUGGAUUUGUACAGCUGAGCACCUAUAGCAAUGACACACAUGAUGGUUUCCAAGAGAUUCGAUGGCACCAGACAGCAGACUACGGCUUCGUUCCAAAUGAGCGCAUGAAGAAAACUUUUAUGGCUGUUGCUGUGGACUUGCCAGACAAAUCUUCACCCUCUGGCAGCAUUCACCCACGGUAUAAACAGGAUGUGGCAUACAGGCUGGUGCUGGGUGCGCGUGCUGUAGCUUAUGAGGAAACAGGGGUGAACUUCCAGGGUCCUUUUCCCAGACAGGUCCUGAUUGAGAACACCACCAUAAACGUCACUUAUGACCAAAAAAUCAGAGCUACACUUUCCAGUGACAUUUUUGAGAUCUGCUGCUCAGAGGAGAAGAAACAGUGUAACUUCGAUUCCCACUGGAUUCCUGUCCCAAUGAAGAAACAGGGAAGAGAUUACGUCCUGCUAUCAAUAGCUAAGUGUCCGCUCGGCAAUGUAACUGCUUUACGUUACGCUUGGAGUGACUGGCCGUGCGCUUUUAAAGCAUGUCCCAUCUACAGCACAGACGGAAUCUUACCUGCACCACUGUUUAUUAUUAACACGUUACCAACACUGAGCUGAUGACACGCAAUAAAAUCUCUUCCUCCGCACAUACAUUAUGUGGAAGAAAUCAAAUGUUUUUAAGACGCUGCAUGAUAAACUGCUGUCAAUAUCACAGUAAUGCAUGUCUUGGUCAGUGCUGGAUAUUUUUCUGCAGAUAGUCCGUCAGGGAUUAAGAUACAGAGAGGGUUUUGAGUUCAAACUCAAGAACUGCCUGAGAGCUCAGUUUAAAUUAAUGAAUUAAUUCUGAUUUGAAAAAGCUAGUGGGUAGAAAUUGGCACGACAAGAGUACUGAGGGAAAAAGUAGCAGGUAAAAGAAAAAAACAGAAAAUAAAUUGAGACGAAAGAAACACUUUUAUUAUGUACUAAUACAAAAUAUAGCUGUGUAUAAUAGCCUACAGUAUAUUCAGAGUCAGCGAUUUCAUUCCAAAAGUAUUUAUGCUGUGAAAUUUCAGUAUUCAGAGAUGAGUUAAUAAUCAAAGCACAUUAUCAAAUCAAUCGGUUGGGUGCACUGUGCUGAUGAAGGUCAUAUAUGUGUAGCUUGUCUCCAUUAUUGCCAGAUUUCCCUUGUUUAAUGUUUAAGAUGGGGGUUUUAGCAUCUAGCAUCUAGACCACCACUGUGAAACACUGUGCAGAAGGGAGAAGGAACUUGCUUUUAUCCUCUUUACUAAAAAAUGUAAUUUAUGCUAUACAUAACUUUUCCAUUCAGCUGACAGUUUACAAACAAGUUUAUGAAGCCAUAAGCUACCAAAUCGAGGUCAUGACAUCGUAACGUAAGAAAAGUCCAAAAAUAAAUGGUUGAAUUAAAAAUACACUUCAGGUGUCUAAGCUGCUACUCCAUGAUUAUCCAGCAGGUGGGAAUAUUGUCAACACAUUAAGGCAAGGUUAUGUGUCUGAAUUUUCUAAAGGUUAUAAAAUGCAAAUAUUAAUAUUGUAAAUAUAAAAUCAUAAUUUUGUUUUAAAGAAAAUGAAUAAAUGUAUAAAUAUAAUUUAUUGCUAAAAUAUAUGUUUAUAAAAGCAAUUAAAUUUAAUCUUAUGAUUCACAAAUGCAUGACAACAAAUCAUGUUGGCUUGCUUUUCACACUGAUGAACAAAUAA
Molecule: messenger RNA, 2655 nt
Organism: Tachysurus vachellii
Lineage: Eukaryota; Metazoa; Chordata; Actinopteri; Siluriformes; Bagridae
Gene: siae
Product: sialic acid acetylesterase
Exons: 10
Coding region: 4-1578 (524 amino acids)
Biological process (GO): carbohydrate metabolic process
Molecular function (GO): sialate O-acetylesterase activity
Source: RefSeq, a predicted model, not a curated record